Messenger RNA from Oncorhynchus nerka (sockeye salmon), 1825 nucleotides. RefSeq names its product endothelial PAS domain-containing protein 1-like. The transcript is spliced from 9 exons. Gene Ontology annotation, biological process: regulation of transcription by RNA polymerase II; cellular response to hypoxia. Gene Ontology annotation, molecular function: RNA polymerase II transcription regulatory region sequence-specific DNA binding; DNA-binding transcription factor activity, RNA polymerase II-specific; protein dimerization activity. The coding region runs from base 249 to 1448 and encodes 399 amino acids. The record is from RefSeq and is a predicted model, not a curated record. NCBI's taxonomy places the organism in Eukaryota, Metazoa, Chordata, Actinopteri, Salmoniformes, Salmonidae.
CAUGUUACGGUGUGUUUUGGGGCAGGAUCCUAGAAAAUUGACCUAUCAGGUGUUGGGGUUGUAGGGGCCAGUCACAAGUGGAUAGUGGAGGAAACGACAGCUGUCUACCAUCAGAUCAGCCGAACGGAGCGGACUAAUAUAUUUAGUAGAUUUUAUUAAACUUUUAUUUUCAUUUAUCGAUUGGUGUGAGUGAAAACUGUGUUACGAAAUCUGGAGCAGAAGAGCAGAGAGCACCAUCUCUACACAGCAUGACCCCGGAGAGAGAGAGGAGGAGGAUAAUGAGUUGUGAAGCAGCGAGGGCUAGGCGGAGAGCAGAGUCUCAGGUGUUGAUUGACAUGUCUCAACUCCUCCCCCUCCCUUCCUCCCUCCGCCCACAGCUAGACAAACCCUCCAUCAUACGACUAACCAUCAGCUACCUACGCAUACACACACUGCUCUCUGGCUUUGCUGACCGACAGACGUGGGAGAGGAGGGACGAGGAGGGAGAGAGGGAAACGAGGGAGGAGCGAGAGAGGGAGACGAGGGAGAGGAGGGAGGAGGGAGCGAGAGAGAGGUGGGCGGAGGGAAAUAAGGAGGCGGGAGACAGGGAGCUCGGGGAGAGCAGGGAGGAGCGAAAGAAGGAGAUGGGGGAGACAGAUCUAUACCUGAGGAUUCUGGGUGGCUUUGUCGUCGUGGUAACGACAGAAGGAGACAUGAUCUACCUGUCAGAUAACAUCAGAGAAUACAUGGGUUUAACUCAGGUGGAGUUGAUGGGGCAUAGCAUAUAUGAUUUCACACACCCCUCUGACCAUAAGGAAAUCAGAGACAACCUUGACCUCACUGCAGAGCGGAGCAGGUGUGGAGGACUGAGAGACUUUCUGAUGAGGAUGAAGUGUACAGUGACUCACAGAGGAAGAACUGUCAACCUCAGAUCAGCCGGCUGGAGGGUGCUGCAGUGUCGAGGGUGUUUGAAGGUGUGUGUGUCAGGACCCUCUCUUACUUGUGUGCUCUUCACCUGCCAGCCCCUGUCCCUCACACACACACUCCUACACACACACACCUUCACCAGCCAUCACAGCAUGGACAUGAGGUUCACUUACUGUGACCAAAGGGUGACUGGGUUGUUAAGUUAUCGUCCAGAGGAGUUGCUGGGUGUCUCUAUGUAUGAUCUGUGUCACACUCUGGACUUACACACUCUGACCAAAAGCCACCAGAACCUGUGUUCUAAGGGUCAGUCAGUGAGUGGGGUGUACAGGGUGUUGGUUAGAGGGGGAGGGUACAUGUGGGCAGAGACUCACAGUGCUGUCAUCUCCAAACCCCGCCCAUCACAGCCACACCCAUCACAGCCACACCCAUCACAGCCACACCCAUCUAGACCCUCACCGCCACUCUUCGUCGCUUGUGUCACAUACAUCCUCAGUGGUGUUGAAGAGCCAACUCAGCUUCUGUCUCUGGGCCAGAUGAACUGAGGGGAGUAACCUCUAGCCCCUCCCUGGACCUCUUUUCAGGAAGGACAUUUUUCAUUCUAUAUAACAAUUCUGCAUUUUCUACAUAAAAUCUUAGCUGUAUUUAGUAUAGCUGUAGCUACAUAGUGUGAAACAGACACUGUGAAGAUAUUAAUGUGAUUAAGACUGUUUGCUAAUAAAUAAUCAUAUCCACUUCUGCAAAGGCAGUGUGCAAUGCUUUUGUUGCCUGUGGUUUGUGAUUGAUAAACUGUUGAGCGAAGGUUAUAAUCAAAGACGCAGGAAGUUUUGGGUUUAGACUAACGUUAUACAACAGUUUUCCCCUUCUCAUAUCAUCACUCCCUCUCCCUGGCUUUUCUGAAUGUAUGCUGUGUUCAGGUGCU